Messenger RNA from Ochotona curzoniae (black-lipped pika), 813 nucleotides. Its product is annotated as cationic trypsin-like. NCBI's taxonomy places the organism in Eukaryota, Metazoa, Chordata, Mammalia, Lagomorpha, Ochotonidae. The transcript is spliced from 5 exons. The record is from RefSeq and is a predicted model, not a curated record. Gene Ontology annotation, molecular function: serine-type endopeptidase activity. Bases 64 to 813 code for a protein of 249 amino acids. Gene Ontology annotation, biological process: proteolysis.
GGUAUAAAUAUCUGGAGGUGAAAAGCCAGACACUAUUCCCCAGUCCAGCUCCAAUCAGCAACCAUGAAGACCCUCAUCUUCCUCGCUUUCCUGGGAGCUGCUGUCGCUUUCCCCACCAGCAGCGAUGAUGACGAUGACAAGAUCGUCGGGGGCUACACCUGCACAGCACACUCUGUGCCCUACCAGGUGUCCCUGAACUCUGGCUACCACUUCUGUGGGGGCUCCCUCAUCAGCAGCCAGUGGGUGGUGUCUGCAGCUCAUUGCUACAAGUCUUCCAUCCAGGUGCGUCUGGGAGAACACAACAUUAAUGCCAAUGAUGGCUCUGAGCAAUACAUUAGCUCUUCCAAGGUCAUCAAACAUCCCUCGUACAGUUCAUCCACACUGAACAACGACAUCAUGCUGAUUAAACUGAGCAAGGCUGCCACCCUCAACUCCAAAGUGGCCACAGUCGCUCUACCAACCUCCUGUGCAUCUGCGGGAACUCAGUGCCUUGUCUCUGGCUGGGGCAACACCCUGAGCAGUGGCACCAGCAUGCCGUCUCUCCUGCAGUGUCUGAAUGCACCCGUCCUCUCUGAUUCCACUUGCAAGAGCUCCUACCCCAACCAGAUCACUAGCAACAUGUUCUGCUUGGGCUUCCUGGAGGGCGGAAAGGACUCCUGCCAGGGUGACUCUGGUGGCCCCGUGGUCUGCAAUGGAAAACUCCAGGGUAUUGUGUCCUGGGGCUAUGGCUGUGCCCUGAAGAACAAGCCUGGAGUCUACACCAAGGUCUGCAACUACGUGAGCUGGAUUCAGCAGACCAUUGCUUCCAACUAA